Molecule: messenger RNA, 1995 nt
Organism: Sitodiplosis mosellana (orange wheat blossom midge)
Lineage: Eukaryota; Metazoa; Arthropoda; Insecta; Diptera; Cecidomyiidae
Exons: 7
Coding region: 124-1977 (617 amino acids)
Source: RefSeq, a predicted model, not a curated record
UUUAUUUUGGUUUAGCGUAUGUUGCAAUCGCGUCACAGUCAGACGAAAAUUCAGUAUCAUUGAAAACGUUUCAAAAAACACACAACUACAAAACAACAGCACAACAAAAAUAGAGCAAAAAAAAUGUCACGACAUCGUUUGAAUUUAUUGAAAUUGUUUGUGAUUUUAUACAGUAUUUGUGGUGGCAGCUCACACAUUCGGCCACUCUACGAAGAAUUACAAAUUAAUCGAUCGAUUGCCGAAUACUUUCAAGUGGAAGACACUCUGUGGACGGCCAUUGAACGUCGAACGGAAAACACAUUGGAGCUGAUUUACAAUGAGCACAAGAUUCGAUUAAAUGAAAAUUUAUUUCAAAACAUCAUUGAACGGAAUCGAAUUGGCGUCGAUUUGGAGCUGACAAAUGGCUUGAGAUUUCUCAACGACACAACGACCAAUGUGUACAACAUAAUUAAAUCACGCGAUUAUGGUGGAUUGAUCCGGUUUGCGAGCAGCCAUCGUGUAAAGAAUAUCACCGAUGCCAUUGAAAAAAUCAGCCGGGCUUCAGUUUCAUCCGAUUUGUGGCGUGAUUUAAAUGAAGAUGCCCGGAUUUGUAAGCAACAUUACACAACAAACUACCAGUCGGAACAUCAAAUGUUGGUUGAAGUGUACAAAGAUGUUGAGACGAGCAUUUUGCGCGGAUACAUGGUUGUGCAGUUGAGUUUCAUGAUACUUGGCCUUCGAGACACUGACAAAUACCGAAAUGAAUCGAGGAACCUGCAUCUUACAGUCAUGGAGCAUAACAACAAUUUACGCUCAAGCAUCAAAGAGGUUAUUUCGCAUGCAAGCCGUGACGUGUACUCAUGCAGUCCGGAUAAUUAUGUGUUUGAGUCAACGGAAUAUGAGAUGAUAACUGGGUUUCUGCAAGGAUUUGUUGACAAUGAAAUCAACCUCAAUAGGGAACAUACAUGCAAAAAUACUUGUGCAGACUAUCGGCUAACUCGACAGUAUGGUUGCCACAACGACACCCCUUGCGGUCUUCCGAUCAAGAAUCAACGCAUCAACAAAUGCAAAGGCAUUUUGAGGAACUGUGAAUUCAUCGGAUCGGAUUUGGAAAUAUGCCCGUCGACCGUUGACAUGAGACGCUAUAAAUAUUUGAAAUAUGAAAAUGGUCGGCAAUUGGGCGACAAAGGUGGAUGUGCCCAGGGCAUCGAAACCAAAUCUUGGACAGAUUGGUUUUAUAGAUGUCACAAUUGCUUCUGCAUAUGCGACGAAUCAGACAGUGCAUCCGACAGAUAUUUCAGUUUGCGUAAUGUGGUCUCCGACAUUGAAGCGAACCAAAUCGUUACCGGCAUUCAUAUCGCAAAACCAAAUCGCAUAAUAGAAUUGGUCAUUUCAGAGCGAAAAUUACUGGGUUUUGGCCGCUUAAAACCGACUAAUAACUAUUUUCAUCAUAAUUUUCCCCAGUGGUCACGAUCACACCCAAAGCUCAGCUUGAACGAUCCGGAUAUUCAGAAAGGCAUUGAUUACCAUACACUUACCUACGAAAAUCGAUCGAUCAACUUCGAUACAAUUAUCGUUCCGCAAGGCCAUGUGAUCACUGGGGUUCGUUUUGCAUUGUUCAAAGGGCAUUUGCGUUUGGAAGUGAGAGCAACCGAAUUCGAUUAUGAAACCGGUACCUUAAUGAAUUUGGCAAACAGCACUUGGCACGGCAAUGACAAUGGCGGUCGAUUGGAAAUCUAUUUGAACAAGCCAAAACCAGUCGGCUUGCACGGUUAUCCAAUAAUCAAUAACAUACCAGAUUCAUAUGUGAAAUUUACACCCACCGACCAAGAUUCUGAUGCAUCGCAAACAAUCGUACCCUAUUUGGAAACUCAGAAAGUCGAGCCAAUCGUACCCAUGCCACUCAGUGGUGUGGGACUUUAUUAUAAAGGAAGGCCCGGAAACGGCGGUGUAAUCGCACCAAAACUUGUCGUUUACAAUUUCGAAUCCAUCAUUUAGCUUAAACAACCGUAAAAU